CCGAUCCAGGACAACAUGGAGAACUACAGGAAACUGCUGUCCCUUGGUGUGCAACUUGCUGAGGAUGACCGCCGCUCCCACAUGACCCAGGGCCACUCGCUGAGGGCCCCCCGAGACACCUACCCCAGCACCCGCCAAGGCAAGCCCCACAGAGCCUGCAAGGAGCCCGCGACCCGCAGGACCCAGCCAGAGGGGCGGCCAGCACAGCACACACCGCCCAGCCGGGUCUCUCGGCCGCUGCGUAUGUGUGGCCCGGGGAGUAUGCACCUCUGGGGUUUGUUUCCAGGUCUGAUUACUGUGCCAGACACCAAAAGCUCAGCCCAGUGGCUGGAAGUCGGUGAAGAUGAGCCUUCCCGUGAAAUGCUCGUGGAAAACCUUGCCAAGGACACGUCGUGCCGUGGCACCAAGGCGCGAGGGGAGAAGGAGCUACCGGAGCGGCUUCAGAGGCUCCCUAGAAUGUUGGGUGACAGCUGCAAGGAUGUGUCAUGUAGCAAGAGGGGUUCAGCAGCCCCAGGGAGGGGUCAAGAAGGGUCUGUGGUCAGGCGAGGCUUCAGGUUGUCCUCCAACCUGGUAUCCAAGAAGAAAGGCCAGCAGAAGAAGAAGCGCUGUCCUGUCAGUGCAGAUGGGCAGGAGGCCACUGAUGGCCGCAGAGGCUGUGUCAGGAAGAAGCCCUCCAAGUGUGGUGCUGGGGUGAGGAAAGCCAGGAGUGGGAGCAACCCAGGCAGCCCUGGCAGAGCCUCCGCCUCGGAGGAGCGCCAGCCCAAGGACAGGGGGACUGUGCUGUAUGUGUGUGAUCAGUGCGGGGGCUCGUUCGAGGCCAUCUCCAGAUUCGUGAAUCACCAAAUCAUGCACAGCAAGGAGGAACUUCUUAAGGACAGUGAGGCCUCCACUGGCGGUGUGCCUGACGGCGAGGUGCAGAAUAGCGGCGGGCAGCGCCUGGAGUGUGAGCAGUGUGGGGAAGCCUUCCAGACGACCUCUGCGCUGGCGGAGCACCGCACGGCCCACGACCACGAGCAUCUUGCAGGGUGGGUGGGGCGGGCCGACGGGGAGGCCGAGAUGCCUAGCCCGACCUUCAGCGAGCUUCAGAAGAUGUACGGCAAGGACAAGUUCUAUGAGUGCAGGCUGUGUGAGGAGACCUUCCUUCACAGCUCCGCGCUGGCGGAGCACCAGGAAGCCCACAGCAGGGACGGAACUGGUAAGCGCCCGCGAGAACCCGAUCCCUGGCCUGUGGUGGCUGACCACCGCUCGGCCAUCCGCGUGUUCCACAAGGUGCGCGUCCGGGAGAAGCUUCAUCGGUGUGAGGAGUGCCAGCAGCUUUUCCUCCGCAAGUCCUCCCUGAAGGAGCACCAGAAAACACACACGACACCAAGGCGGCUUAAGAGUGCGAUGAAGGUAUCUGAGGGAAGCUCUGCCCCCAGCCAGUUGCUGGGAGUGCGGCAGAAAAUCUGGGUCACAGAGACGGUCUUGGACUGCACGGCGGGCGGGGAUGCCUUGAUACAAAGCCCGGACCUCAGCGAGCGCCAGGAAACCCAUUCUCCAAAGAACUUUGCAGGCGAGGGUUACAAGAAACCUGUCAUUUACAGGCUGCCCAUCCCCGAAUCUCAGAAGAGCCAUACCCUUGCCAGGCCCCCUGAAAAUGAAGACGAGAAGGCAUUCCCUGUCAGCACCAACCCCAGUGAAGACCAGGAGUUGCCCAUGGCAGGGGGGAAACCAAUUGAGAAGCUGGGUGUUCACAGCCUGGCCUCUGCUGCUGACACUCAGAAGUACGGUGGCACAGUGGAGCUCAGGAAACCAAAGCCAGUGCCAGAGUCUCCCGUUCAGAGCGCCCCGGUUCUUAAUCAUCAGGUUGGCUGUUCCCAAGGGGACACCUGGGAAGGAAGAGGUCCCAAGAGGCCCAGUCCACCUAGCCUGCCUGUGCCUCCACCUCUGAAGCGUCACAGAAGGAGCGAAGACGUUGAGCGUGGUGAGGAGAGAGAAAUCUCUAUUUGUGUCUCAGGCCUGAAUAAGUGGCUCGGGAUUUGCACCAGGAGGAAGCCCUGUGAAGCGGGUGAGGGGAACAACUACCAGGACCACGUUAUUCAGGGUGCACCCCACGCUGAGCCUCAGAGGAGUCUUGCUGGAGGGGGAGCUGGUGAGUUGAAGCAAGAUGGCAGAUCUAGUGGCUCCAGCUCAGAUGUCUGUGCACACCAGGAGGCUGAAGCUCAGAAGAAAUGCCCCGAGCCUGGGAGGAAGGCGGCCCCCAUGAUUCAUUUGCUGCUGCUCAGGAGGCUGCCCAUGGCUCGCCCUGGAGAGAAGAGCUGUGCCCCUCGGGAUCUCAGAGAGUUCUUUGCUCGUGGCUCCUGCCUCAUUAAACCCCAGAAGAGCCACUGCGGAGAGAAGCCCCCUGAAAGCAGAGAUUGUGAGCAGUCUGUCACUUGCAGCACACCCCCUGCGGAGCUGCAGGCAAGCUGCGCCCAGCUCUCGGGUGCCGAGGAGCAGCCCUGCUGCAAACCCGCCGAGCCUGGGCAGUGCCCUGCCGCCGGCAGCAGCUGUGGUGCCCUGCAGACAGCGGAUGCCCAGGAGAAUCUGGGUGGCCAGGAGCCCUGGGGUCAAGGGGCUGCCGAGGACACUGCUGCUCAGGCCCCAGAGUCGGGCGAGCCACAACAGGGUGGCCCCGAGGGCCCAGUCUGUGGGUGUCAGGACUGUGGACUGGGUUGUGCAGGCCUCUCCGCUCUCACAGGCUGCCAGGAUGUCUGCCGCAGGAAGCAGCUCGGUGCCCACCAGGAGCGCGCACCGCCGGAAGGCCUUGUGCAUGCAGUCAGUGAGGAUGCAAAAGUGGAGAGUGGAGAGCGACUCUCCGAGCCCCUGCCGUGUGGUCAGCCUUUUGUUCACAGCUCCUCCCCCCACAAGCACCGGCAAACCCACGAGCCAGACAAGGUGUGUUCCACGAAAGGAUCUGGUGACAGCACCGUCUCCCUCUCGCCCGUGAUCCCGCAGAGGAACCGGGCCGCCAAGAGGAACCCUGCUGUCGCAGGUGCAGCCACUCAGUGCCACCAUUGUGGACAAGGGUUCAGCCACAGUCCCACCCUGAAUGUGCACAUGCCACCUGGCAGGGACGGGGACACAGAGCUGCUGCAGGGGGCUGAUGGGACUGAGGGUGUUUUCAGUCCAGGCUGUACCCUCCCUGAGCUUCCUGGACAUGAGGACGGAGAGAAAUGCUUCGAGCGUCCUGUGUGUGAAGAGUGCUUCCUCACUGCUGAGGAACGUGGCCACCGUGCCGGGCUUCCUGGAGAGGAGCCCUGUGAGUGCUUGCCCUCGUGCACGCACACCUCGCCGCCCACCGAGCCCCUCAGGCAACCUGCGCCAUCCUUCGCCUGCAAGGAUUGUGUGCAGCUCUUUGUUCCUGAUUCAGACUCCACCAGCCACUUUUCUGAAGGAGGAGAAGGCGCCACCGCCCAGGAGGGCCAAGCUGAUGUCCUAGGUCCACCAGAAGCUCUGCAGGUGCCGGAGUCAAACGGAGAGGCUGCCAAAGCAGAUACAGGAGCUGCAGGGCCCAGAGAGGCUGAGGGACCAGAUGGAGAAGCUGCUGAGCCCAGCNGGGAGGCUGAGGCCCUGUGGCCUCCAGGGGAGGCUGAUAAACUGGAAUGGACAGGGAUGGAAGAUCCAGAACAAAGUGCUCCAGAGCCAGGAGGCAGCAUGAAAGAUCCAAUAGGGGGCACCAACGAGCCCACAGCAGGGAUAGAAGACUUCAAAGUAGAAGAUGGUGGUGUGGAUGGUAUAGAGGUCCCGCUGGAAGGACAGGACUACAGCUGCCAUGAUUGCUCCGGAACCUUGGCCUCUAGUGCAGCCUUUGGUGGGCACCUGCACACCCAUGCCACUAUGGGCAUCCUGGAACCAGAGAAUGCCUUGGGCCAGUGCUAAGGCUUCCCGGAGCAUGUGGGUGCCAGCAGGCUGGUGAGAAAUACUCCAGGUGCGAGGUCUGUGGCCAGCUCUUCAGAGGCCUCCUGUCCCUCGCUAGACAUCAGCUGACUCACAGUGACCAAUGCAGAGGUGGGCAAGCCUUCGCCUAGAGCUGGCCUUCAGGAAAGCCCAGCGAGGUUUCUCCAACCUGGGAGAACACGGGUAAGAAAUGCACUCGGCAUGGGACCGCACAUGCCCAGUGUGGAGACCCCUUCAGUCCUUGCUCCAGGCCACCGUGGCUGCAGGAGAGCUGUAGCAUGCACGUCCCCUUGCUCUCUACGCGGAACAGGGGACCCUGUGAAUAUUCCAGCCCCCAGAGACCACCCAGUCCACUGUAAGCAGUGUUUCCUGCCACGUAGAGACAGGCAGGUCACAGCCGGGCAGACUUGGACUUAGCGAUACGCGGUUCCUGUUUACUCGGCGGAGGUACCUCCCCUGGUACUCGGACUCUUUUUUCAUUUUUGGAGGAGGAGAGAGCAACAAACUUAUAAAUCUUUGUGUCUUAGAUCCUCAGAAAGGUUUAUUGUGCAUUAUUUGAACCCCGUCAGUAUCUUUUUUACUGGUGUUUUAUUCCUUAUUCUCAGUCUUGUGAAGCUGUAGAUAGGAAAGAUAACUUGUCUUUUAUUCUUUGCUGUUUGAAAAGGCACAUAAUUUUAGCUUUCUCCUGCAGCCAUUUUGUCUGUACCAAGGCCUCGGGACCUAAUGCUUUUGUGUAAUCCUUUAUAAUCUGUGGAUUGGCUUUUGUGACCCAAAUCAACCCAUUGCCACAUUGUCUAUGCCUAUGGUGGUUCUCAAGCAGAAAUACCGCGCAGUCUGGGAUAUUUUGAAAGUUUCUUCUUUUAAGUAAGUCAGUGUGUGUUCACGUGUGAAUUUGUAAAACCUGAAGCUUUUCCCUGUGUGUUCUAUGCCUUUGCCUUUAAAGAAUGGGUGCAGCCAUCACUAGACCGGGGUUUUGCCUGUGGAGGUGGUUGAGCAUCAGUAGAGACUGUCUUGCUGUAAAUACGGAAGCCAGCUGGUAACCCUUCGUCACUUCCACCUGUGCUUCCCGCCUUAAGAGACGAGCCGCAGCGCGGCUCCCUGGGUGGCCAGGAGCUCCUGUUCUUAAAUCUUUCCAUUGCUAAACAUAAUGUACCUGUCACACUUUAACCCCAUAUCUCUUAUAUUAAAAAAAAAAAAAAAUUCAGG
Molecule: messenger RNA, 5124 nt
Organism: Octodon degus (degu)
Lineage: Eukaryota; Metazoa; Chordata; Mammalia; Rodentia; Octodontidae
Gene: Peg3
Product: paternally expressed 3
Exons: 3
Coding region: 16-3900 (1294 amino acids)
Biological process (GO): regulation of transcription by RNA polymerase II
Cellular component (GO): nucleus
Molecular function (GO): DNA-binding transcription factor activity, RNA polymerase II-specific; RNA polymerase II transcription regulatory region sequence-specific DNA binding
Source: RefSeq, a predicted model, not a curated record